UUCGGCGGUGCACUCACAAGCAGUUAUCCCGUUUGCAAGCUGCUGUUCACUUGCUGUCUCGCAGCAGAGCAUUUGGAAGCUAUGAUUUACUUUCUUUUUCAGUAUUACUUGUUCGCAGCAUUCUCUGGUCUUGUAGCACCAGUAUUCUUCCCCAUGAAAUCAACACAGGCGGAAGGGGACAAGCGCAUUCUUUAUACGCAUUACGACUACCUGAUCGUAGGUGGAGGCUCGGCGGGUUGCGUACUGGCCAACCGCCUGUCGGCUGACUCAAGCAGAACGGUGCUCCUGAUCGAGGCUGGAGGCUUGGAGAAAGACUUUGUGCCUUUUACAGAGUUUCCGCUAGUGAAGAUCGGUACCCAAGUUCCAUUGUACGCACCGCUGCUUAUCAACAGUGAAAUCGACUGGCAAUAUCCCACUGAAAGUCAGCAGAACGCCUGCCUCUCAAUGGUGAACCAGAGUUGCCCAUGGGCCCGCGGUAAAGGGAUGGGAGGAUCGAGCGCCAUGAACUUCAUGCUGUUUGUUCGUGGAAACGACCUUGACUACGACAUUUGGGAACGUUUUUAUGGAGCACACAACUGGUCUUACAAUGACGUAUUGCCGCACUUCAAAAAGAUUGAAAAGUCUACAGUGCCAGGUCAUGAUCAUUUUUUACUGUACUGCGUGUUCCACGUAGUCCGGGUGCUCUUCGAUGGCGAACGUGCCAUAGGAGUUCGUUUCAUAUAUAAUCAAUUCAUUUACGACGUUCGAGCUACUCGCGAAGUUGUGAUAUCGGCUGGAGCCAUCGGUUCGCCUCAGUUGCUCAUGCUGUCUGGCAUUGGCCCCCGGAAAGACCUCGAGAGACUCAAGAUUCCUGUCUUCCGUGACCUGCCAGUUGGCGAAAACCUUCAAGAUCAUAUGCAUAUUAGCGGCAUCGGCGCCACGAUACGUCAGCAACACGGCAUUAACCUUUCUGGUAUCUUAAACUUCAACGAGUGGCGGUCAGGUCCGUAUUCUAUUCCUGCAUCUAUUGAGGCUCUUGCAUUCGUUAACACAAGGUUUGUCCAAAAAGAAGCGGAAUUUCCGGACGUGGAGAUCGCCUUGCAGUCCCUCCCUUAUUCGUGUUGUUUUCUCGAUGUCUUCCUAAAAAACAUGGGUCUUCGUGAAGACGUUUACAAGCAAUAUUACGAGCCCAACAAACACCUCAGCGGAUUUGCUCUAGUUCCUGUCAUGAACAGGCCGGUGUCUCGUGGUUUCGUGAAACUGAAGAGUGCUGACCCUUUCGACAAGCCCAUCAUCGACCCGAAGUACUUGACGGAACCUAUCGAUGUAGCUGCGGCAGUGGAAGGAGCCGAGAUUGCUUUGGACUUCAUAAAGAGCGAAGCCAUGCAGCGCAUUGGAGCGAAGCCUUGGGAAAUCCCUCUUCGUCAGUGUUUAUGGGCCCUCCCGAUCUGGAGCAAACCGUACCUCGGCUGUUUUGUGCAGCAUAUGGCACAAACCACGUGGCACCCCUGCUGCACGUGUUCCAUGGGUUCCCAUACAGGGGCCGUGGUGGACCAUGAGCUCAGGGUUAAAGGUGUCCAGAAUCUGCGCGUUGUGGAUGCUUCUGUCAUGCCAUCAAUAGUCACCGGAAACCUCAACGUGCCAACCAUGAUGAUCGCCGACAAAGCAGCUGAAAUGAUUCUGAAAGCCAAUCCUUAAUUUAUGAGAUGUCCUAAUAAACGCAAAUUAACCUUUU
This is a messenger RNA of Rhipicephalus microplus (southern cattle tick), 1714 nucleotides long. Its product is annotated as alcohol dehydrogenase [acceptor]. The record is from RefSeq and is a predicted model, not a curated record. Gene Ontology annotation, molecular function: oxidoreductase activity, acting on CH-OH group of donors; flavin adenine dinucleotide binding. Lineage: Eukaryota; Metazoa; Arthropoda; Arachnida; Ixodida; Ixodidae.